UCGCCCCCCCUGCACCUGCUUGCCGGAUCCCUGUUUUAUUUCAAGAUAAAAUCCGAGAGGAGGGGGGGAAACCCCCACACAGCAAAUUUAAAACACCCACCCCCCCCCCGAACAAAUUCAUGCCAGUGGAUGCCGGAGGAGGAUUGGGAUUUUGUAAGCGAUGCAAGUGCGAUAAGGCUGGAGUUUCCCCCCGGAACCUGAAGGAGGAUCGCUAGGUGUUUCCAAAAGGAAGCGGGGCUGCAGGAUGAAUAAGAGAUACUUACAGAAAGCAACAAAAGGAAAACUGCUAAUAAUAAUAUUUGUUGUAACACUGUGGGGGAAAUUAGCAUCUGGGGCAAAUCACCACAAAGCUCACCAUGUUAAAACUGGAACCUGUGAGGUGGUGGCUCUCCACAGAUGUUGUAAUAAGAACAAGAUAGAAGAAAGGUCACAGACAGUCAAGUGCUCCUGCUUUCCUGGGCAGGUAGCGGGUACCACCAGAGCAGCUCCUUCUUGUGUUGAUGCUUCAAUAGUGGAACAGAAAUGGUGGUGCCACAUGCAACCAUGUCUUGAAGGGGAGGAAUGUAAAGUUCUUCCAGAUCGGAAAGGAUGGAGCUGUUCCUCUGGGAAUAAAGUGAAAACAACUAGGGCAAACGUGUAAAACUCUUCAAGUCCGAAUGGAGAAGUAGAAAAAGGAGGUUUCUGCUGUGCCUGAUGACAAUUUUUGAUUUUUCCACACACACAAAAUAUCCUGGCUCCACGCUGGAGCACUAGUUGUGGUGAAUCCUAGGCUUGGUCGGAUUCUAAGGAAGGGCCAGAAGGUUCGUUGAGGAAUAAAGAGUCAAAACCACUCCAGAAAUGUGUUCCAGCCCUGGUUUAUUACUCACACAGCAGCAGGUAACCCGAUAGCUAAAGACAACUCAAGUCUAUCUCAAGGCUGAUAAUGCUAACAUAACAGGAAUUUCAUACCUCCCUCCAGGCAAUCCUUGAAGUGAGUUUACACUGCUGGGGUAUAUUGGCUUGUAAUCAGCAACAGCUUGAGAUCAAAACUACUGGAAAGUCAUUGUGAACUUUUUUGUCACAGAGAUUUCAACUGAUUGAACUAUGUACACUUACAAAAUUGCACUUGCUGAGGAAUUUAUGGCUGCAAUCUAAAGCGGUGAUGCUCAGAGGGUGUAGAAGAGGCAGCAAUCUUUCGGGUUCUCCAUUCCAGACUGACGGCUUUUCAUCUUUACAAAAGCAGUCUUCGAAAUGUACUGGUUCUUUCACUCUGAAAUGUUCCCUGGUUCUAUGUACAAAUUGCUGGUGGGACUGCACGCUACUUUAAUCAAAUUUAUGUUGCAGAACUUGUCCUCUGGCAUAGCGCAGUUUUAGACAUUUUUAUUUGUAUUUCUAAUCUUGGAUCUCUGAAAGGCUACAUGUUUCAACAUCUUGAAGUUGCUUUUGUUAUAGGAAUGGAAAUAUAUAUCCAUCGUUAAUAAUUAUUGUUGACAAGUAAUAGUUAUCGGAAUACAUCAAUCAUAUAAGAAUGUAUAGCCAGCCUGACAUGUUUCCCUAAGGCUAACCAACUACUGUAGCUCUUUGGCAGUUUCAUUAUAAGUAUUUUAUACCUUUAAAAAUAUACAUUUCCAUUUAGUUUGAAGAUGAUGGGUGUUUCUGGUAUGUCCUUUACUUUCUUAACCUUAAGUCCUUUCAAGUUGACAGUAAGCAGUAAAUGACAUUAGCUAGUCCCUUUUUGUAAAGGUAGACAGGGAUGCAUGCAAGUUUUACAAUUCUGAGAUUGGAUGGCAUUCAUUCAGAGUUUCUUUUAGUUAUUUAUUUUUUUAAACUAUCUCUUGCUUGAACACAAGUACUAUCUCGAUGCUUAUGUAGAUGUCUGCUCAGUCUGUUAAUAGAGGAAAAAAAUCUUUCCCCCCAAAUCUGAAGUUCAUAAAUGUUUUGCUUAUAGUUAUCCAGUCCAGGUCUUCUGGGACUUUCCAUAGUCAUUUCCCCUAAUUAACAUUUAUUUUCCUAUUUUCUAUUUCUGUAGCAAUUUUUUGUGAUGUACUGUUCUAUGAAAACCCUUAAUAUUUAAAGGCCUUAAACAUAUAUGAAUUUUGUUUCUAAGUUAUUACAGAAUGUAUAAUUUUAUACUCCAUUUAAUAUAUUCAGUACCACUGGUAAUACUAAGACAAAGGAACCCUGAUAAUUCAUUGUUGUACUGUAUUGAUGCUGCAUAAGCAUGCUGACCGGAGAGAGAGAGUGAGAGUUAGAUAGUAUGCUUUAUUGUCUAAAUAGAGUCAAAGACCACAGCAACUCAGACCUAGUGAAAAUAAUUGUGUGGGCAGUCUCAUUCAAAUGGCCUGCAUGGUUACCGGAAUGUUAAAAAAAGCGAGGGGAAGUCCUUUUAUAGUUACAACCCAUUGACAUGGCUAAUUAGAUAUAAAUUGGGUUCCAUGAUGUAUGAACACACUGGAGUGCUCUGGUUAGUCACAGUAUCCUAGGCUCUUCCAAGAUUAUUUCAUUAAACCUCCCGUGUUAUUGCACAGGAGAGCUAAAAAUUAAUGAUUGUUGGGAAUAAUUUGAGAUGUACAUUUCAUCAUUCUGCUGAGAAAUAAUCAAAAAUGUUGCCAGGGAAAGAUAUUCUUUUCUGAUUAAAAUUUAAUUUGGAUAAACUGUAGCACCACUAGCUAUCUCAGAUUUUUCAAAUGCAUUAAUAUUGUAUGGAUUUGUGCUAAAAGAGCAUCUUAAGGAGAAAAGUAAUUCCUUUGUUUGGAACAGUACCAAUUAUAAAUGUGUUAUUUUGUAGAAUAUGAGUUUGGCCUUAAUUUGAUCAAAAUACUGUAUCAUGCUUCUCAAUAUUUGUUUCCUUUGAAUUUGUUCUCUGAAUCAACACUGAAAAUACUGUAUUAUAUACAAGUGUAACACAUGCUUAUCAAUAGGUGAAAAUAAAUGGAUUUUCAAAUAUA
Messenger RNA from Trachemys scripta elegans, 2927 nucleotides. RefSeq names its product TAFA chemokine like family member 2 (gene TAFA2). The transcript has 6 exons. Lineage: Eukaryota; Metazoa; Chordata; Testudines; Emydidae. The coding region runs from base 245 to 640 and encodes 131 amino acids. The record is from RefSeq and is a predicted model, not a curated record. Gene Ontology annotation, molecular function: receptor ligand activity.